Molecule: messenger RNA, 2856 nt
Organism: Lecanosticta acicola
Lineage: Eukaryota; Fungi; Ascomycota; Dothideomycetes; Mycosphaerellales; Mycosphaerellaceae
Source: the annotation of a GenBank genome assembly
AUGGAGCCGUUCACGUUCGCCAGCUCCUCCGACCUGUCGAUGCUGGAUGUGUCCGUGAAGGUGUGGGUUUACCUGUCAUAUGAAAUGCGAAAAGCGUGACGGACAACGUGAUUGACAUGUGAUAGCAAUCGCCUCGAAGGCCAUGAGAAGCCUCUGCCCUAUUCGACGCUACUCAAACGACCAGACCUCCGCCAUCGAGGCAGCAACUUGAGCCCCAAUUCGGAACUCUACGUCACUAUCCAGCCAUUCGCCGAUUCGAAACCACUCACAGUGGCAUCCCAAACACCGUACAAACACUUCAAGAAUGCUCGAAUAUGGAAUCAGUGGUUGAAGUUGCCGCUGAGAUACAGUACUCUCCCGGCUAAUACUCAGCUUGCUAUUACCCUUUGGGAUCUGUCACCCGUCAACCCAAAAGGAGGUGAUAAGAGCCACCACAUCCCAUUUGGAGGCACCACGAUCUCGCUGUUUGAUGAGGAUGCUACUUUGAGGACUGGGAGGCAGAAGUGUAAGAUUUGGAGACAUAAGGCUGCAGAUGGCUUUUCGGACACAACGACACCAUGGCAAGAGCCACGGAAGCGAGGUCGGCGAGGACAGCCGGAAGAGACGGUCGUGAUCGAUGAAAAGAAGAGUAGGCGUGAUGCUGAGCUGGAACGCUUGGUCGGUCUAAUGAAGAAGCACGAAAUGGGUGAGAUCCAAGAAAACAGAUGGCUGGAUCAGAUGGUUUUUCGUCAGGUUGAGAAGAUGGAGCGGUUGCAGAUCCGAGAUUCUACGAGGCCAAAGAAUGCACCCAAACCGAACGGCACGAUCAACGGCGAUCGUGCGGUAGACAGCAGUGAGCCACGGUGUGCCGAGGGCGAUCCUGACCAUGUUGACGGCACGUUUUACCUUUACAUUGAGCUCCCCAGAUUCGACCACGCAGUUGUCUUCACCGAUCACGAGUAUCCACCUCCGCUUGUGUCCGGUAUCAAGCUGUCACAAAACCAGAAGACGGCGGUUGUCAACUUCAAGCCACCUCCUGAAGUCCAGCUGGGACCCGGUAUCCACUCAGAUGGCGGCAGCGAUACGGAUGGCGGCAUUCCACUAGUUGGUAUCUAUGACCCUGAAAUAGGGUACGCUGACAAUCCGGCUGAGUCGAAGCAUCGAAGAUUAAUUCGUGGGCAAAGAAAUGCGUUGGAUAGGGACCUCAAGCCGAACCCCAAAAUGAGGGACUUCCUAAAUCGAGUCAUGUCUUAUGGCCCCACGGUGGAAUUGAGCGACAAGGAGAAGGAUGAGAUCUGGAGGUUCAGGCACCAUCUCACUCGGGACAAACGUGCGCUUACCAAACUCGUCAAGUCUGUCAAUUGGAACGAGCAUACCGAAAGUCGACAGGCCAUUGCAUUGUUGCCGAAGUGGGCCGAGAUUGAUGUCGACGAUGCAUUGGAGCUCCUAGGUCCUGGUGUAAGGAAUGGCUCUGUCCGAGCAUAUGCAGUCGAUAGACUGCGCAAGGCCGACGACGAAGAACUAUUGCUAUACCUCUUGCAGCUUGUGCAGGCUCUCAAAUUCGAGCCGAAGCAGGCAAAGGACGAGAACGAGACGGACUCGUCUCUGAAAUCAUUCUUGAUUGUCAGAUCGGCUGCAAAUCUCAAGCUGGGCAAUUUCCUCCACUGGUACCUACUAGUGGAGCUUGAUCUGGACAAGGACUCGCCUGGUCAGGCUGCGAACCACAGACUAUACUCUCGUGUAGCAUUCGACUUCAUGAGAGAGUUGGAAUCCACACCUGAAGGCCAGGCUCGCAGAAAGAUUCUUCUUCGCCAGGGUGAGCUAAUUACGGUCCUGAGCAAGCUCAGCACCGACGUACGCAAUGGAAAGGGCGAUCGGUUACGAAAGAUUGAACAACUCAAGAAAACAUUGGCGGACCCUAAGAACGACUUGGUCUCGCUGGAUCCGCCUCUUCCGCUGCCCCUCGACCCCGAUGUCAAACUCACUGGUGUCGUUCCUGACGAUUGCAACAUCUUCAAAUCAACACUGAUGCCUCUUCUGCUAUAUUUCAAACAAGACAAUGGCGAAACAUAUCCUUUCCUUUUCAAGACUGGCGACGACCUCCGCCAAGACCAGCUCGUCCUUCAAAUCAUCGCUCUCAUGGACCGUCUCCUUCUGAACGAAAAUCUCGAUCUAAAACUCAAGCCCUAUCGCGUGCUUGCAACCUCUACUAUCGCCGGCGCCAUGCAGUAUGUACCUCUGUCCCGACCCGUCUCCAGCAUCCUCCAAGAUCCGAAAUACAAAGGCUCCAUCCUCGGCUAUCUGCGCCAUCACAACCCCGUGAUCAAAUCCACCGAUCCACAAAUCCUCGGCGUCAGAAAAGAUGCCAUGGACACUUAUGUCAAAUCGGUGGCUGGGUAUUGCGUUGUCACUUACCUUCUGGGGGUGGGAGACCGGCACCUUGAUAAUCUUCUCAUUACAGAGGAUGGCCAUUUCCUUCAUAUCGACUUCGGAUAUAUCCUUGGUCGAGACCCGAAACCCAUGGCUCCUCUGAUGAAACUUUCUCGGGAGAUGGUUGAAGGCAUGGGCGGUGUAAACGGGGCUGAGUCGCAAUUCGAUACGUUCAGGCAAUACUGCUUCACAGCUUAUACCACUCUACGGAGGAGCAGUUCUCUCAUUCUGAACUUGUUUGCGCUCAUGGGCGAUGCCGCUAUCCCUGGCAUUGCUGUGUUUGGCGGCGAACAGGCUGUGAGGAAGGUUGAAGAGAGGUUCAAGCUCGAUGUUGGAGAGGAAGAGGCUGUGAGAUUCUUCGGAACUAUGAUUGAGAAGGAAAUGGGCGCUUGGGGAGCUGUGCUUAUUGACAAGCUGCACGGCUUUACGCAAGGGUGGAAGAGUUGA